Messenger RNA from Saccharomycopsis crataegensis, 2115 nucleotides. RefSeq lists its product as uncharacterized. The record is from RefSeq and is a predicted model, not a curated record. Bases 1 to 2115 code for a protein of 704 amino acids. The transcript has a single exon. NCBI's taxonomy places the organism in Eukaryota, Fungi, Ascomycota, Saccharomycetes, Ascoideales, Saccharomycopsidaceae.
AUGGACAGCUCCCGUUUUCUGUUCAGGGACCGCAAAAAAACUACCCUUAACAUCCCCUCACAUCGCUACCGUACCUCUUCCUCAUCAAGCAUUAUCAAAGAUUUAUCAUCUUCGACGACGCGUCUUAGACAAAAACCUUCAUGGAAUUUACCACCUUUUCAACCACCAUCACAGCAAAAACCCAGUCAUGCAAUCUCAUAUACCUCUCUAAGAUCAAAGCUUUCCCGAGUUGGCUCUCAUGAACCCUUAACUGCCAUAUCGAAUCAUCGUCCCCAACAGCCAAUUUUACCAGGGUCAAUAAAUUUCAAUAACUCAACAGAAUAUCCUACCCUUCCAGGAUCCAUGAAUUUCAGCAACUCCAGAGAGCAGCUACGAGAAAGGCUAUUAAAUAGACCAGAAAAUAGACCCAGAACUUCUCUAAAUUUGAAUAAGCCUACGAAAAGUGGAGGAUCACAUAAUAAUAACUUUGAAAAAUCAUCAUCAAUAUUGACAUACGGCAAUAAAAAGAGUAAUUAUAAGAUUAAUAAUCAGGAUCAUGGGCGAAGGACUCCGCAUGAUUCAUCAGCAUCUCAGUAUAGUAUUCCUUAUUCUAAGUCACAUAAUCCUGAUAUUUUUGGCAACUCACAAACUAGAACUCAGCCCAAGAAAAUCGAUAAAUAUGAAGAUGAAAAUUACCACAAUUUUACUAAACUUAGAAAUAUUGACAGCAGUAUGGUGGUAGCAGGAGAAGAAUUCAUGCCAUCAGAUGAUGAGCCUUAUCAAUUACCACGUCAAGGCCCAGGGUUUUUGGCGACAAUUGCAUCUAAAUUAUCAAAUCUUUUUGCUCAGCCGACACCUUACAAUAAUGGAAAUUAUGGGAAUAAUAGAGUAAAUAAUCCUUCCAAUACUGCAAAACUUCCGGGUGAAUUGACUGCAGUUGAUGAAAGAUCCAAUAGAGAAGAGCUGCAUGAAAAAAAAUUAAAUAGCCGCCAGCUCAAUGAAUUGAUGAAAGAAGAAAAAAAGAAGUCAAAGAAAUCGAAAAAGAACAGAUCGAAAAAGCUGUCAAAAUUAUCAAAGAACAAGAAGAACAAUGAUGUGGAUAUUGAACCUGGAAAAAAACCUGCAUUUCUCCAAGAAAACUCUCACAAUAUUGAAACCGCUCAAAAGAAUUUGUUUACCCAUUUGCCUAGGCUUACACAAACAAUCGCAGAUAAAAAUAGCAAGCAAAAGGAGAAACAUAAUAACAGUACCAGUAAUAAUGGAAAUGGAAAUUCUAAGAAACGUCUCAGAUCAAAUAUGCUGGAUUCCCCUUCUUCGACUUCUCAAAAAUCCCGAGCUGAUACCAACUCUGUAUCUGAGAAAGAUCUUCAACUAGCGAUUAAAGAAUUGCAAAAAAAAGAUAUGGUGAUAACUGAGCUCAAUGGUAAGGUUGAAUCAUUAGAAUCAGUCCUUGAGGAACUUAAACAGCAGAUUAAAUCAUUUCAACCGCAACAAUAUUCAAAACUACCAUCGACAAUUUCUCCGCCACAGUCAACUUCGAGGUCAGGGUCCAAAUCCAUUCAAAACAACAUAAGUCAUCCUAUAUUUGCUGUGUCAUCGAACAACAGUACUCAAAGAGACCCAAAGCCUAGUAAGAUUUUCAGCUCUACUCCAGCAAAUAUCAACAAGGCUGAUAUUUUAAAAGAGUUAGAGGACGUGAGUUUUGACAGUAACCCGAACAAAAAGCGCAAGAUUGAGCUAGUGAAUAAUGCAAGCCCUCUUUUUGGCGAUGAUCUUGAUGAAGGGUUUGAUUCCUCUCCUACAAAACAUAAAGGUUCAAGAAGCUCUGAAAGACCUAAAAAUAGUGAUCAGUCUUCUGCUUCGACAAUCUCCCUGGUCAAGCCUGUCACCACCGGCAAAUCUUUGAAAAAAACGCCCACAGUUAUAAUCGACGAGUUCAAAGAAAUUACAAAAAGGAUUCAGGAACGUGAUAACGAAGCAGUAGUUUCCAAUGAGAGUAUUAACAUGAAUAAGGAUGAAAUUGACACGAAUUAUAACGAUGAUGAUGAGUUUGAUAGUACCCAUAUCAACGAAACUUUGGCAAAGCUUGAAAAAGAUUGCAGCUCAUUAUCACCAAUAAAGAUGGCCCUUCGUUAA